Messenger RNA from Phytomonas sp. EM1, 1215 nucleotides. The record is from the annotation of a GenBank genome assembly. Lineage: Eukaryota; Euglenozoa; Kinetoplastea; Trypanosomatida; Trypanosomatidae.
UCGAAUUUUUUAUUUAUCGAAUCGUAAAAUUCACCUGAAAUAGGCUAAAGAUGUUGAAAGAAUGGUUAAAGGGCUCUCCUGUUGAGGCAGAGAAAACAGAGGCGCCUAAGAAAUCUGCACGUAUGGUCUUGGAUGCAGAACAGACAUUGGAUACUGAAGACUCAGCGCAAGCGCGUCGUGAGCUAUUCGAAAAAAAGCUGGCUGAUUCAUUAAAAGAGGGUCCACCAAUGCCUAACAAGGUGGUCACCUACGAGAACCUCUCUCAAAAGAUUCAGAGCAUUCUGAAGGGCAACGAAUUUCAGGAGGGCCUCAAUCUGAACGUCAGCCGCAACUUGCAGAACACCUUAAUUGCCACCAAAUGGUGCCUUGUUAACCCGAACAUGUCGAAUUGGGAGAUUAACCUUCAGAUGAAUGGCUUUUCGGAUGUCAUAGGGGCCUCGUGGAAUACGCUAAACCGGUAUCAGCUUAUGUAUCAGCGGUACACCAGGACGGGCGCGAUGUGGGUAGCGCAGUUCAUGGCUCAGAAGCAGCAGGGCCUCUGCCGGGGCACCGUCUUUACGAUGCUGCAGUACCCCUGGCUCCCUGGCGGUUGCUCGCAGUUCCAGUACGUCAAGGAUCAGUCCUUCACGAUGAGUCACGUCCAACGCAUCAUCCGAGGCCUGUACCUGGGCAGCUGCCUGAAUGUAGACCCCAACACGCACGCCUCCGCGCUCUCUCACGCCGUGUCCUUCACGACACCGAAGAAGAAUGCGUCCUUCAUCGCGGAGUGGACUCCGAGCAAGGGCACGUGGAGUCUGGCGGCUUCGUCCUUUGAUUGGGGCCAAAACAUGGAUGCUGCUAUCGAAGUCGAAUACAAGGAGGGUCGUGAGGGCAUGGCUACCUCCUUCAACAUCGGCUGCCGCAAAAAUUUCUUGACUGGAACCAAGCUGAUCGCCUCGCUGAGAGGAUUUAACAAGCUCAGGGUUGAUUUAGAGCUUCCCUUUGGUGGAGAUAUGCGCGGUAUGAACCAGUUCCACAUGAUGUUCAACUGCCAAUACGAUAUCCACAGUGGGGCAGUCAGGCAGGGGUUGAUUUUCACGGCGUAAUAGUAAUAACAAAGACCAAUAAAAAACCCAUCUUAUCAACGAUGUGUUGAUUUGGAGAUUGUUUAGUUUUUACUAGGCUUAUAAUUUAACAUUUUCCUAAAUCAUUCUUGAUAUCGUUUACAAAAAAAAA